AGACAACAAUGUCUUCAUUGCCAAGAGCGGCGCAACUUUCCUUAUCGAAUGUUCCGUCGAUUAUGCAAGCGGUGACUUGAAGUCGGUCAAUAUUGCUAGCAAUAGAAUCGCUGACUGUGUCAAUGCUUGCGACGCUACCGAGGGAUGCAUUGACAUUAGCAUGUCUGGUACUGCCUGUUACAUGAAGAAGACGCUCGGCAAACCUACGACCAACAAUGGUAUCAGAGGCGCACGCAAGAUCAAGGAUGCACCUGUGAGCUCUAGCAGUGUUUCUUCCUCGACAAUUUCAAGCGUUGCUGUUUCUAGCAGUGUCGGUGUCAGUGUCAGCACGACCAAGGCACCCACUACUUUCUCCAUCCCCACGGCUUCGACCGCUCCUUCGACUGCCUCAUUGCCUACUGUUGACAAGGGUACUGAGUACAUCAAUUACACCAAUGUCGGUGGUUACUUCCUGCAAGAUCUUGACACGACCGUUCCCAGCACUUUUGACUACACUGCAAACAAUUUCGGCCUGAUCAAUCAGACCUAUGAAUCGGAUAAGAAGUCUGACGGCGCACGCACUCAAUGGCAGCGCUUCAACAAGUACCUCAAAUACCUGAACAGCAAAGCUCCCAAGCAUGUUGAGUACAAGUUGCUAUUUAUUGGUCGCCACGGAGAAGGCUACCACAACGCCGCUCAGACUUAUUAUGGUACACCUGCUUGGAACUGUUACUGGAGUCAACAAACCGGCAACAGCACCGUAUCAUGGCAAGAUGCCGACCUGACAGCCAAUGGUGUUGCCCAAGCCCUCAAAGCCAACGCUUUCUGGGCCCAAGAAAUUUCUCAACAACAGAUCCAGCCACCAGAGUCAUACUAUGUUUCUCCCCUGACUCGUUGCUUGAAGACCGCCAACCUCACCUUCAGCGGCUUGACUCUCCCCUCUUCAUCUCCUUUCAUCCCGACAAUCAAGGAAUUGAUCAGAGAGGGUAUCAGUACACACACUUGCGAUCAUAGGUCUAACAAGACUUACAUCUCCAAUCUCUUCCCCACCUGGAAGUUCGAAAAGACCUUUACUGAAAACGACGAAUUCUGGAAUGGUAUCACUGAGGAAUCGUCCUCGGCGCAAGAUUACAGAAGCAAAAUCGCUCUUGACGAUAUCUUCUACAACGACGACGCAAGCGUUGUAUCCAUCACCACUCACAGUGGAGAGACGAGCAGUCUUCUUCGUGUACUUGGUCAUCGCGCUUUCUCUCUAGUCACUGGCGCAGUCAUCCCGGUGCUUGUGAAGGCAGAGACAAUUAAGGUUGCUCAGGGUGCUACGACUACUACUGUUCCUUGGGAUGCUGGGGCUUGGUGUACUAAUGGUCCUCCUUUGGCCAGUAAUACUGCCUGUGUUUGCAGUAAUGGGGUUGCGCCUGUUGCUACUACUGCUUCUGGCUAGAAAUAGAGGGACUGUGAUAGCUGUGGAAUACAAAAAGACGAGUG
Molecule: messenger RNA, 1464 nt
Organism: Aureobasidium pullulans EXF-150
Lineage: Eukaryota; Fungi; Ascomycota; Dothideomycetes; Dothideales; Saccotheciaceae
Product: phosphoglycerate mutase-like protein
Exons: 3
Coding region: 161-1420 (419 amino acids)
Cellular component (GO): cytoplasm
Molecular function (GO): phosphatase activity
Source: RefSeq, a predicted model, not a curated record